AUUACUCAGUGAGACAGGCAGAGAGGCAGAGAGGCAGAGGCAGAGGCAGGCACAGAGCCUGGGCCCCGGCUGCCAGCACCAGCACCAACACCGCCGCGGACAGCCCCUGCACCAGCGGACAGCGAAUCCGCACCAGCAGCCUGGCAUCCCCGCAACUCCAGCCAGGCCAGGUCCCUGCACCCUGCCCGGGACUCCGGGAUUCUGUGUCUCUCUCCCCCCAGCCCCACCAACACCCCCGCUCUGGGCACUCUCACUGCUCCCCCUCUACCACACACUCUCACUCUCUCUCUAUCGGACGCUGAGAUGGUGACUAAAGCCGAGAUCCUGCCUCCCCUGUUGACGGAGCCGCUCUAUCAGUCGGUGGACACCUACCAGAAGCUGGAAGAGGUGAUGAUGACCGGCACCUUGGUGACAGCCUCCACCGACCAGCCGUUUUACGGGGAACCCCUGCAGCAGUUUGAGCAUCUGUCAGCAGACACGUUCACAGACAUCUCCCCCGGAGCCGAGAAGAACCUGAUGGAGCCGCCGUAUUCGGCGCAGAGCUGCCGCCUCCCGUCCAUCGCCUACACGGGCCGCUUCUCCCUGGAGCCGGCUUCCAGCUGUAACAGCCUGUGGCCGGAGCCCCUCUUCAGCCUGGUCAGCGGCAUCGUUAGUAUGAGCAGCGGCGGCGGCAGCGGCAGCAACCCGCCUCCGGCCAACCCGGACAGCGACUCCGAGGCGAUGUGCCCCGCCGCCUCGGCCGGUUUCGGCGGCUCCGGCUCGGAGAUGUUCCCGGGACAGUCAGACGGCUUCCCCAGCGGUCCCAGCUCCAUCCAGUACCCGGCUUGUACCAACCCAAAGGGCUUCCAGCUGCCGAUGAUCCCGGACUAUCUGUUCUCGCAGGCGGACGAUCUGAACCUGGAGAGUUCCGAACAGAAACCUUUCCAGAGCGUGGAACCCAGAAGCCAGCCCUCUCUCAUCCCCCUGUCCACCAUCAAAGCCAUAGCCGACCAGAGCAGCGGUCCUGAGGCCAAGAACACGGUCACUUACACCUCGCAGUUGACCAAGCCUUGCAGGCUGAGGAAGUACCCGAAUCGACCCAGCAAGACCCCUCCACACGAGCGGCCGUACGCCUGCCCGGUGGAGACCUGCGACCGCCGCUUCUCCCGCUCGGACGAGCUGACCCGCCACAUCCGCAUCCAUACCGGCCAGAAGCCGUUCCAGUGCCGCAUCUGCAUGAGGAACUUCAGCCGGAGCGACCACCUCACCACCCACAUCCGCACCCACACCGGCGAGAAACCGUUCGCCUGCGAGGUCUGCGGCAGGAAAUUCGCCCGCAGCGACGAGCGCAAAAGGCACACCAAGAUCCACCUGAGACAGAAGGAGAAGAAAGUCGAUAAAGCCCUGUGUAUCUCCAGCCCGCCGGCAAUCUCCUUCCCCUCCCCGGUCUCUAACACUUACCCCUCCACAAUCGUGGGCACCUCCUUUGAAUCCCCUGUCACUAACACUUACCCCUCUACAAUUGUCAGUAGCUCCUUCCCCUCCCCGGUCACUAACACUUACCCCUCUACAAUAGUCAGCAGUUCUUUUGAAUCCCCCGUCACUAACACUUAUCUGUCGACAAUAGUCAGCAGUUCCUUUGAAUCCCCUGUCACUAACACAUACCCCUCUACAAUAGUCAGCAGUUCCUUUGAAUCCCCUGUCACUAACACUUACCCCGCUACAAUAGUCAGCACCUCAUUUGAAUCCCCUGUCACUAACACUUACCCUUCUGCAGAAGUCAGCACCUCCUUUGAAUCCCCUGUCUCUAACACUUACCCCGCUACAAUAGUCAGCACCUCCUUUGAAUCCCCUGUCACUAACACUUACCCCUCUACAAUAGUCAGCACCUCCUUUGAAUCCCCUGUCACUAACACUUACCCCUCUACAAUAGUCAGCAGUUCCUUUGAAUCCCCAAUCACUAACACUUACCCCUCUACAAUUGUCAGCACCUCCUUUGAAUCCACAGUCACUAACACUUACCCCUCUACAAAUCUAAGCACUUCCUUUGAAUCUUCGGUCACUAAUACCUACCCCUCUGCAGAAGUGAGCACCUCCUAUGAAUCCCCAGUCACUAACACUUACCACUCCUCAGUCGUUAGUAACAGUUACCCAUCAGUGACCUCCUCAACCUCUGAGAUUGCACCCACUCUAACACCAAGGACAAUUGAGAUCUGAAAUUAUUCAGGUCUCCAAUAUUGGACUUGUUUUUAUAUAAAUAAAUUUCACCUAGCUAUUGUGUACUUGUGUGCCAGGCAUUACCCCGUCACAAUUCUGCAGAUGCUACUCAUGUGAAGAUUGUUCAAUGGGGUAAGGGGUGGGGGGGGCUGGGGGGAAUGUUUGCAUAUUCCAUCCUGUAUUAUUUGGAGUUGGAGGGACAUUUGGGAAACCUUUCUAUUGUGCAAAUGCUAUCAUCGGUUCCUUUCAAUGAAACUAAAAACGUACCUGGAAUGCAAUGAGGUGCCAGCAUGUGCAGGAGAUGUUCGUUAUUCUGUGGAGGUCGCCUCAAUACUUGCCAAAUGACAGAUACUUUCUUUGUCUCUCAGUUGGUUUUAAAACUAUAAGAAGUCUGUGUGCCUUCUAUGUGUAGCUUGCUGACGUGUGUCUGUUGGUGGAUACACUGCAUUAAAGCCUUAAAGGUGAAAGAGGAGAGAUGGUCACUGAAGGCACUUUGCUGAUGGAAGGAGUAUCAGAGAGAAAGGAGAAAAGGGAAGAAAUGCCAAAAGAACAUUUCUUUCGAAUGUAAGCAAAAAAAAUAUCUAAAGUAUAUUUUUGUAAUCUAAGUGUAAAUAGAUUCAGAGCCCAGAUGUUAUUGUUACCUACCGAGUAGGCGUGUAUUUUUUGUAUGUUCUCAACAUGCGUUUUGUAUGGUGGAUACAUUUCAACAUAGUGUUUGUAAACGGAGCGCCUGACUGUUCUCGCUUCUUACACAUUGGAAUGCGCUUUACUGCCAAUUGGAUAUUUGGUGUACAAUAUAUCCUUGAGGAAAAACAAAAAAUAAAUCUUCAAAAGAUUUAUCUCUUA
Messenger RNA from Hemiscyllium ocellatum (epaulette shark), 3042 nucleotides. Its product is annotated as early growth response protein 1-B-like. Bases 304 to 2196 code for a protein of 630 amino acids. Gene Ontology annotation, molecular function: RNA polymerase II cis-regulatory region sequence-specific DNA binding; DNA-binding transcription factor activity, RNA polymerase II-specific. Gene Ontology annotation, biological process: regulation of transcription by RNA polymerase II. Lineage: Eukaryota; Metazoa; Chordata; Chondrichthyes; Orectolobiformes; Hemiscylliidae. The record is from RefSeq and is a predicted model, not a curated record. The transcript has 2 exons.